Anopheles nili is the source of this 403-nucleotide messenger RNA. Its product is annotated as cysteine-rich PDZ-binding protein. The transcript is spliced from 2 exons. NCBI's taxonomy places the organism in Eukaryota, Metazoa, Arthropoda, Insecta, Diptera, Culicidae. Gene Ontology annotation, cellular component: dendrite. Gene Ontology annotation, biological process: cytoplasmic microtubule organization. The record is from RefSeq and is a predicted model, not a curated record. The coding region runs from base 69 to 371 and encodes 100 amino acids. Gene Ontology annotation, molecular function: microtubule binding; PDZ domain binding.
UAACCGAUCGCUAAAAGUAUAGUAGUUUCACAGGCGACCUAUAAUAUUUGUAUACUGCUUCAGUUUCAAUGGUUUGUGAAAAAUGCGAGAAAAAGCUAGGGAAGGUUAUCACACCCGACCCGUGGAAGGCCGGCGCGAGAAAUACUACCGAAGGAGGAGGUAGGAAAAUCAACGAAAACAAAGCAUUAACAAGUGCAAAAGUGCGAUACAAUCCGAUAGCCGGGAAUUUCGCCCCUUGCCGAAUAUGCAAACAGAAAAUUCAUCAAGCCGGUUCACACUACUGCCAACAAUGCGCGUAUAAGAAAGGUAUCUGUGCUAUGUGCGGCAAGAAGCUGUUGGAUAUAAAGAACUAUCGACAAUCAUCUACAUAGACGAUGAGGUUUACAUCACUACAAACCAUCAA